Diuraphis noxia (Russian wheat aphid) is the source of this 437-nucleotide messenger RNA. Its product is annotated as WD repeat-containing protein 26. Gene Ontology annotation, molecular function: protein binding. Gene Ontology annotation, cellular component: GID complex. NCBI's taxonomy places the organism in Eukaryota, Metazoa, Arthropoda, Insecta, Hemiptera, Aphididae. Gene Ontology annotation, biological process: proteasome-mediated ubiquitin-dependent protein catabolic process. The record is from RefSeq and is a predicted model, not a curated record.
AUGAAUCAAACUGCAGAAGUGUUAAUGCAGGAAUCUGGGUGCCGUUUAGAACAUCCUGCUGCCACUCAAUUUCGCCAUCAUGUAAUGGAUGGUGAAUGGCACAAAGUUAAUGCAGAUUUAAAUGAACUUCAAGCUUUAGUAGGCAAUUCAUGCCAAUAUUUUUCAGACAUGAAAUUUUUGAUAUGUGAACAAAAGUAUUUGGAAUAUUUAGAGGAUGGUAAAGUUUUGGAUGCAUUACAUGUGUUGCGUAAUGAGUUGACACCUUUGCAACACAAUAUUGACAAAGUUCAUAUUCUUAGCAGCUAUAUGAUGUGUAGUGGACGAGAUGAAUUAAUGAAACGAGCAAAUUGGGAAGGAAAAGGACAUAAAUCUAGAACUCUACUCAUGGAUAUGAUUCAACAAUUUUUGCCUCCACAUAUUAUGMUACCACCCAAAAG